Trichomonas vaginalis G3 is the source of this 225-nucleotide messenger RNA. RefSeq lists its product as uncharacterized. Lineage: Eukaryota; Parabasalia; Trichomonadida; Trichomonadidae. The transcript has a single exon. The coding region runs from base 1 to 225 and encodes 74 amino acids. The record is from RefSeq and is a predicted model, not a curated record.
AUGUCCGACGUCCCACCAACCGAGCCCAUUCCCAAACCAGAGGAACCUAAAGCACCAGCCCCUGCACCUCAGUUCCAGCAAGUCCAAUCUCAAUCCAAAUUACUACCAAUUCCAAUACAAAUCGAAGAAGGUCUGAACCGCUUACGCAAAGAGUAUGCUACAGCUCCAAUUGAGAGAAAGUUGUUGCUAAAUUCAGUAAAAAUAAUGUUUAUGUUAGAAUGUUAG